Austrofundulus limnaeus is the source of this 1776-nucleotide messenger RNA. Its product is annotated as zinc finger protein OZF-like. Bases 179 to 1567 code for a protein of 462 amino acids. Gene Ontology annotation, biological process: regulation of transcription by RNA polymerase II. Lineage: Eukaryota; Metazoa; Chordata; Actinopteri; Cyprinodontiformes; Rivulidae. Gene Ontology annotation, molecular function: RNA polymerase II cis-regulatory region sequence-specific DNA binding; DNA-binding transcription factor activity, RNA polymerase II-specific. The record is from RefSeq and is a predicted model, not a curated record. The transcript has a single exon. Gene Ontology annotation, cellular component: nucleus.
GUUCAAGAGUCUGACAGCAGAGGGGAAGAAACUGUUCUUAUGGCAGGAUGUUCUGGUCCGAAUGGAACGAAACCUUCUGCCUGAGGGGAGUGGUAUGAACAGGCUGCAGGGUGAGAAGGGUCAGCUGUGAUCCCACCUGCUCACCUCACAGUCCUGGAGACGUACAGGUCAUGGAGAGAUGGGAGGCUGCAGCCGAUCACCUUCUCAGCAGAGCGUACAAUGCGCUGCAGUCGGUGUCUCUGGCUACAGUUUAGUCCUGAAAACUGUUUUAAAACUACUCAAUAACCUGAGCAGUCCAACAAGAGAUGUAAGUGUGAAUAUACAGCUACUGUUCUCCCUAAUGUACUGUUCAUGUGUUUCAGUGGUUCCUGCAGAUGUUCAGGAGUUGGUGCAGAUUAAAGAAGAAGCUCCCGAGGAACAAGGGCUUUAUACGAACCAGCAGGACCGAGAACACCUCCACAUAAAAGAGGAAGAUGAAGAAMGAUGGAGCAGUCUGGGAGCAGAGCAGCUCAGUGUGAAGGAGGAGACUGGUGACACUGGUUUCUCAUUCACUACAGUUCCUUUGAAGCCAGAGGAUGAUGAAGAUAAACCUCUGUUCUUACAACUUCAUCAACAAGUUGAAGGCAGAGAUCUUCCAACCAGCAGCUCAGCUGACAACCUGGAAUCAGAAACUGGUGGAGAGUCCUCUGAAUCAGAAACUAUGAGUGUCCCAGAUCUGAGUACUCAUGAAGAUGAUUCUGACUCUUCAGAAACUGAAGACAGUGAGGAUUAUGAAGAUGAUUCUGACUCCUCAGAAACUGAAAUCAGUGAGGAUGAUGAAGAGGAAAAUGAUGUGAACAAGCCUGACUCUCAGCUGAAACAUUCAUCAGGGUCAAAACCUGAAGACGACAACGUAAAGAAGCCAUUUUGUUGUGGUCUGUGUGGGCGAAGCUAUUCUCAAAAGCUCAAUUUAAAGAAACACAUGAGAAUCCACACAGCACAUGAGGUAUUUCGUUGUGAGUUGUGUGGGCGAGGCUUUAUCGAGAAAGCCUAUCUAAAAUCCCACAUGAGAAGCCAUUCAGGUCCAAAGCCAUUUUGUUGUGAGCUGUGUGGGCGAACGUUUAGCCUAAAGGUCUAUUUGAGCAAACACAUGAGGAUCCACACAGGACGUGGGGCGUUCUUUUGUGAGCUGUGUGGGCAAAGGUUUUCUGGAAAAGGCUAUUUAAACACACACAUGAGAAUCCACACACCUCAAAAACCAUUGUCUUGUGAUCUGUGUGGGCGGAGUUUUAGCCUAAAGGUUUAUUUGAACAAACACAUGAAGACCCACACAGAGCCUGAGAUGUUCUCUUGUGAGCUGUGUGAGCAAAAGUUUAUCCAAAAGAGAGAUUUAAAUCUACACAUGAGAGUCCACUCGGGACAGGAGCUACAUUGUUGUGAGCUGUGUGAUCGAAGGUUUAGCCAAAAGGUUUAUUUAAACAGACACAUGAAAGCCCACACAGGACAGAAGCCAUUUUGCUGUGAGCUGUGUGGGAGAAGGUUUGCAGAAAAAGGCUAUUUAAAACUACACAUGAGAACCCACAAGUAGUAACAAGCUUGUUGUGACCUCUGAUCUGUGCUCCUGUAAAAAUAGGCUCUGUAGCAUUUUUUAAAUAUCAGCCCCUCCUAUGAUUUGAACGUACACAUAUACAGUUUGAUACAUACGAACACCAGUCCAGUACAAACAAUAAAUCGUACAGGUCAGUUUAUACAGCGGGUAAAAUAAGUAUUGAACACGUCACCAUUUUUCUCAGUAAA